AUGUCUGAGGGUGGAUCCCUGUCCAUUCUGGUCGAUCGGAGGCCUCGACCCAAUCCCAAAUUCCAAGCCAGAACAGAACUUCCGGGAAAUCCUGUGCCUAAGGGAACAGUGAGUGUCUGGAGUGUUCUCAAAAGUAUGAUCGGCAAGGUAAGAGAGACAUAUUCAUGCCAAGACCUCUAUUCACACAAUCGAAGUUUCUAAUUUAGGACCUAUCAAGGAUAACCCUUCCAAUCGGGCUGAACGAACCGAUUACCUUCCUCCAGAGACUAGCCGAAUACAUGGAACACAGUGAAUUGCUGAAUACGGCUACUCGGACUGAGGAUCCUCUUCACCGAAUGGAGGUAGGGAACUAACCGUUACUUGACAAUUUAAGUACAGCUAGUCUCAGCCUUCGCGGUGUCCACCCUUUCAAGUGUCCGUCUGACCAAGCCCUUCAAUCCUUUGCUUCAUGAGACAUAUGAAUUAAGUCGACCUGAGCUUGGUUUCCGUUUCAUCGCCGAGCAAGUCUCCCAUCAUCCUCCGAUCUCCGCCUUCCAUGCUCAAUCCAACAGCUUUGAAUUCUCUGGUACUGUAGCCCCUCGAGUUAAAUUCUGGGGUCGCUCUGUUGAAUGUGACCCUGGCGCCGCCUUUACUCUCAAGUUGUUGAGGUAAAUAUGUGAUCCCUUUUGAUGCUAAUAAUGUUGUUGUUUCAGGAAAGAAGGAAUUGAGAUCUACACGUGGAAUGCAGUCAGCUGCACAAUUUACAAUAUAAUCAUGGGUAGUAUGUACAUAUGUGCUGUAAGUAAAUAAUGAUAUUUUUACAAUAAAAUGGCCUUAGAAUGGAAGCAUGACCAUCGUGUCUCAUGCAACUCCUUUCGAGACCAAAUUGAGUUUUAAAGGAGCCAAUCAGAACAAGCCUGAUCUCCUGGUCGAAGGCGAUGUACUUCAAAAGUAAGAUGACUAAUUGGGGAGUUAUGCUUUUUUCAGCAAGACCAAAGUGUCCAAGAUCUAUGGCAACUGGGCCCAUUUCUUGGCCAGUAUUCCUCAUAAAACCUAUUCCGAAAAUUCUCUGGCAUACGAACAGGCUUUCCGAAGACAUUGUGACAGUCUUCUAGAGGUUAGUGAUGUCAGAGAUUACUGUAUUUUUUAGAAUUGCCCGAUCGUUGUCUUCAAGGGAUCUAGAUUCUUGUGGAGUUCAAACGAAAAACCGCCUAAGGCUGAGUUUUUUUACAACUUCACCCACUUCACGAUGAUGCUUAAUGAGAUGCCGCCAAGUCACAGUCUCCCUAAGACCGACUGCCGUUUCCGUCCUGAUCUCAAGUUUUUCGAGUUGGGAGAUAUUCGUAUGUAAUUUAAUUGCAAAUUACUGUUUUAUAAUUAUAUUUUAACAUCCUAUAUUUAGCAAGAGCUGAGUUUGAGAAGAAUCGUGUAGAAGAGAAGCAGAGAUCGGUCAGAAAGAAGUCGAAGAAAGGCAAAAAGGAGAAGGAUGCAAGGUAAAGUGAUUGUACAAAGCUGCUCAUUGCUCUUCAGAUGGUUCAAAUAUAUUGGAAAAGACGCAUUCGGCAGGGACAAUCAAUGGGAAUUUGAAGAUAACUACUGGAACAGAACGGCCGUAUCUGAAACUGAUGACAUCUUCUGA
This is a messenger RNA of Bursaphelenchus xylophilus (pine wood nematode), 1618 nucleotides long. Lineage: Eukaryota; Metazoa; Nematoda; Chromadorea; Rhabditida; Aphelenchoididae. The record is from the annotation of a GenBank genome assembly.